AUCCGCCCGCCGGGCGCCGGAUUUUGAUCACCUGCUGACCCGUGGGUGUCGACUCGGUACCCCACGGACCGGUAGUCGGUACUCUCAGUGGCGUGUAGUGCGUUCGCUCGACACUCAGACACUCUCGCACGCAGUGUCUCAGUCACUCCUCAUAUCAAUGCUCACGGCUCGCCGGCCAACCGCCAACGCUCGGUGAACGCACCAGUGCACGACCACAGCCAGUAGUUGUGGCACGUCGUCAUCGGCAGUUUCAGGUUUUGGGGUUCGGGUCCGGAACAAUAUAGGUUAUCGAUUUGGCAUUCGCCCGCGCGCAAUCUAAUGCCCGCCGCCGCCUGUUACUGUUUAUAAUAAUUAUUAUUAAUUCUUUGUGUAUCAACACCAUUUCUAUAGUAUUAUUUUAUUUUUGCGAUCUCGUACAGGUACCAAUUAUCGUACCGUUGCGUAUCAAUUAUUAUAAAAUUAUUAUUUAUUUACGAUAUUGCCUGUGUCUACCUAUUUUUUUAUACAACUACCUACCUACAGUUAACCUUCUAUACUGAUAUGAGUACGUGAAAACCUUUAUUUGAUCAUCAAGUGACAGGUUUGAGGUUUUUCCACUACUCCCGAAUAUUGUACUUACCUAUUGUUGGUAUUCGUAAGACUGACUAGUCUCUCGUUAUUAUGUGGUCAAAAAUAUUUAAAGCCAGCAACCAUGGACUUGUGCGCGGUGUGGCUAUAUAUUCGGUCACUUGGCCGGUGAGCAGCUUGAUACAACAGGCGCUACAGCCGUCUGGCAACAAAAACAUUGAUUUACAACGAGCAGCUAAGUUCAGCGUGUAUGGUGGACUCUAUGUAGCACCCACGUUGUAUGCGUGGAUGAGAUUUGCCAGUUAUGUUUGGCCUUCGAUGACAAUUACUAGUCAUAUAACUAAGGCAGUUGUUGAACAAUUUUCAUAUGGUCCAUUUGCAAUGGCUAGUUUUUUUUUCUUUAUGACACUUCUGGAUGGAGGUACAAUAGAAGAUGCUAAAACGGAAGUUCAAGAAAAAUUUGUUUCUACCUGGAAGAUAGCUGUUAUGGUUUGGCCAGUAUUACAAACAAUAAAUUAUUGUGUUAUUCCUUCAAAGAAUCGUUUGAUAUUUGUCAGUUUAGCUGGAUUUGUAUGGACCACAUUUUUAGCCUAUAAAAAGUAUGAAAAAAAUAAAUCUAUACAGAUAGCUGAUAAAAAAACUGAUUUAUAAUCAGCAUUUUACAUUUAUUUGACUGUUAAGUAAUUAGUCUUUUGACAUUCUUUGUUAUUAUUGAUUGUUAUUGUUAUUAGCUCUUUAAACUAUUGUUGCCAAAUAUUAUAUCUACUUAAAUAUAAUUUAUGUCUGAACUUUGAUCAGUGGUGGAUUUACAGGGUAGAGAGGAUAAUAUCAUCCAUCCCACAGAUUCAAAAAUACAUUAUACAUGAGUAUUUUUAAAUGUUUGAUAAUAUUUUCAGUCAAAAUGAUCCAUUGUAUUAUAAGUAAUUUCUUCAACUCUACUCUACUUACCAAAAAAAUCGUAAAUACACCAACUGUGAACAUAGUAUUACAACUUGUGAAAUUUGUAUUUUGUAAAGUUGCAAUACAUUUAAAAUGAUGGUAAAUUCCUAUUUUUGUUAUUUGACAACACUAGUCAAAAGAACCGUUAUUUAGUUAAAUAUUAUAUAAAUGCAAUUAUUUAUUGAAUGUUAUAUUAUAAAAUCCGAUUGUGGGUUUUCAGUUUGGUAUAAAUGGACUGACAUUUUAAAUUUUUAAAUGUUCAUAAUCCAUCUUAUAUCAAAAAUGUUCUUAAUUAUUUCAAUUUAAAUUGUUUUUGAGUUACCAUUAUCGUACUGAUUAAAAUGUAGAUAAAAAGUGGAACUUUUGUCCAUUUGAAUUUUACAUUUUAUGUUAAUUUAUAUGUAUUAUGUAUAAUUGUUUAUGUUUUCCAAUUAAUAUUUACAUGGUCAGUACAUCUGAUUUACCUAAAUUAUUUUACCAUUCCAUUACAUAUAAAUAAUUGUUAUCAACAAUUGCUGACUAAUAAAUAAAAAUAUUAUUGUAAUUUUUUUUUAUUUUGAUGAUGUAAUAGCUAUAUUUAAUGAAAGUAGGGAUUUUUGUAAUCAGGCCUUGUCAAAAGAAAAGUGUUGAUAAAAAUGUAUAAUGAUUAAUCAAUUUUUUUUUUAAGAUUUUAGUAUUGUUGACAGAGGUUGUAGAUAUUAUAUUUGUACAUUAUGUUAAUGUGCGGGGCUGGAAGUCAGUAUUUUUUUUAAAAUUGUGUCACAUUUAGUCAUUUUAUUAGAAAAUAGUCCAUAUGUCACUUAUAAUUCAAAUUAACCUAAAUUUAAAUUAUUUAUUGUGUAUUAGUAGAUGUUCAUAAAUAUAGGUUUAAUAAAGGUGUUUUAAUUUUAUUUUCUAAAAAAAAAGUUUUAUUUCCUAAAUAAAAAUGGACUUGACCUUUGUUUUACGUUUAGAACAUAAUACCAUUGGACUAAAUAUUUGCAUCGAUGAUAAUCAUUAUUUUCUGUAAAUUAUACAAAAAUAAUUCAGUAAGAAUCAAAUAAAUUAUAUUUAGCGAUACAAAGAAAAAUAUUUAAUAACAGUUAGUUGUUAGGAAAUAAGCUUAUGUAGGUUAGUUUUAUGAUUAAUUCGGUCACUUUGUCACUUUUUUAAAUAGAUUUAACGACUUCCAGCCCUGUAAUGAAGAUAGAUUACUAAUAAUUGUACUAAUAUUAUUAAAAUAAUAUUAUGGUCAAUGACCAAUACAACAAUAAACAUCAUGUAUCGUUUAGAACUGAUUUAUCAAGUUGUAAAUGUUAAGUAAA
Acyrthosiphon pisum (pea aphid) is the source of this 2810-nucleotide messenger RNA. Its product is annotated as mpv17-like protein. Lineage: Eukaryota; Metazoa; Arthropoda; Insecta; Hemiptera; Aphididae. Gene Ontology annotation, cellular component: cytoplasm; membrane; mitochondrion. The transcript is spliced from 4 exons. Bases 661 to 1218 code for a protein of 185 amino acids. The record is from RefSeq and is a predicted model, not a curated record.